AAUCCAUCAGUGCUCUGCAGCAUCAUGUUCGGCUCGAGAGUUUUGAUGUGCCCUGAAAUGCAAUGCGCCCUGGAUGAAUUCUCACAAAUCGUYCACAAGGUGUUCGAGCACAGCUCGCGGCUGAUGAACUUUCCUCCCAGGUUAGCUCAACUGUUGCACCUGCGCAUCUGGCGGGACUUUGAGAGCAAUGUGGGAGAGGUGCUGCAGCAGGGUGCAUCCAUAAUAGAGCUCUGCAUUAGCUUGCAGCGAGCGCAGCCGCAGUCGGAGCAGGAGCAGGAGGAGGCCUUAUAUCACAAGCUGCAGGCAGCGGCGGUGCCCAGCGAGAUGAUCAAACGAAUUUUCGUGGAUCUGGUCAUAGCAGCAGGUGACACGACCGCGUUCAGCAGUCAGUGGGCCCUGUAUGUGCUCUCCUGCGAUCAGCCGCUGCAACGUCGCAUCGCUCAAGAACGAGCUGCAGCUGAAUCGCAGCUGCUGCAUGGCCUGAUCAAGGAAGCACUACGACUGUACCCAGUUGCCCCAUUCAUUGGCCGCUACAUGCCGCAGGACACACAAAUAGGUGGCCAUUACGUGGAGAAAGGCACGCUUGUGCUCAUCUCUCUCUACACAUCCGGCAGGGAUCCGGCACACUUUGAGCAACCGCUCAAAGUUCUGCCCGAGCGCUGGAUUCUCGGGCAGACGGAGCAGGUGCAUCAGUCGCAUGGCACCCUGCCUUUUGCCAUUGGCCAGCGCUCCUGCAUCGGGCGACGCGUUGCCCUAAAGCAACUGCACAUGCUGCUUGGCAAGUGCGCCUCGCAGUUCAGCAUGCAGUGCCUCAAUGAACAGCCGGUGGACUGCAUCCUGCGCAUGGUGACUGUGCCCAAUCAGACCUUACGCCUGGCUCUGACCCUCAAACCGAAAGUGGCAGCACUCUAAUAUCGACUGGGGCUCAUUAUAACCAUUCUUCAUACCUAAUACACUAAUGCACGUGAGGGGAAUUAACUAAGCUGUAGCCCAUACAUACGUAGUUAACACACAUCAUUGUAAUCUUAUUCUAAUUUAUGUUGGCUUAGUAGUAAAGUAAAGUUUCAUAUGCAGACUCGAGGUCUCUACGAUGGCA
Messenger RNA from Drosophila arizonae, 1096 nucleotides. It is a transcript of the gene sad, whose product is annotated as Cytochrome P450 family protein sad. The record is from RefSeq and is a predicted model, not a curated record. Lineage: Eukaryota; Metazoa; Arthropoda; Insecta; Diptera; Drosophilidae. Gene Ontology annotation, molecular function: iron ion binding; heme binding; monooxygenase activity.